Molecule: messenger RNA, 3709 nt
Organism: Lates calcarifer (barramundi perch)
Lineage: Eukaryota; Metazoa; Chordata; Actinopteri; Centropomidae
Gene: mfsd2ab
Product: MFSD2 lysolipid transporter A, lysophospholipid b
Exons: 14
Coding region: 173-1759 (528 amino acids)
Biological process (GO): carbohydrate transport
Cellular component (GO): membrane
Molecular function (GO): lysophospholipid:sodium symporter activity
Source: RefSeq, a predicted model, not a curated record
UUACUACAUCCACCCUCUCUGCCACCGCAUCUUCUCAGUUUUCAAACAGGUUAUAGACCACGACGAUACCAUUGGACGUGAUUCCUCAAACCUUAUCGGAAGACUUUUUUUUGAGUUUCGCUACAUUAGUUUUGUGUGUUAAGUUCAAAACCAAGAAACCAGCUAUUCUGCUAUGGCAAAAGGAGAAGGAGGUGAACAAUACUCCAACGCCAGUUUAUUGAAUAAACCGGUCAGCUCCGAUGGCAUCAAGCUCGCCAGGAAGCACGAGCAUCGGAACAGGCUGUCAAUCUGCAACAAGUUGAGCUAUGCUAUUGGUGGGGCACCGUACCAGAUCACAGGAUGUGCCCUGGGCUUUUUUCUGCAGAUUUACCUACUGGAUGUAGCUCAGCUGGAUCCUUUCUAUGCCUCAAUCAUCCUGUUUGUGGGCCGAGCAUGGGACGCAGUAACUGACCCCACAGUGGGAUUCCUGGUCUCACGAAGCCCAUGGACACGCUUCGGACGCAUGCUGCCCUGGAUCCUGCUCUCAACUCCUCUGGCUGUGCUUUCCUACUUCCUUAUAUGGUAUGUUCCUCCCUUUGAGAAUGGCAAAGUCAUCUGGUACCUUUUCUUCUACUGCCUCUUCCAGACCCUUCAAACAUGCUUCCAUGUGCCAUACUCUGCCCUCACCAUGUUCAUCAGCUCAGAGCAGAAGGAGAGAGACUCAGCCACUGCAUACAGAAUGACGGUGGAGGUUCUGGGCACCGUGCUCGGCACCGCUAUCCAAGGACAGAUAGUUGGCAUGGCUAACGCGCCCUGCCUUCCAGGACCCGGUGACAUCGUGGCAGACUUGAACCACACGACUAAUGCCGCUGGACUUAAUGACUCAGAGCCUGUCAUUUCCCUGGAGCACACGAAAGCAGCCUACAUGAUUGCCUCAGGUGUCAUCUGCUUGAUUUAUGUCCUCUGUGCUCUUGUUCUGUUCUUCGGUGUGAGAGAGAAAAAAGAGUCUUGUCGUCCCAGGUCAGAACCCAUGUCUUUCCUCCAGGGUAUUAGGCUGGUGAUGGGGCAUGGACCGUAUGCCAAACUGGUCAUGGUCUUCCUCUUUACCUCACUGGCUUUCAUGCUCCUGGAGGGAAACUUCGCUCUGUUCUGCAGCUCCACACUAGGCUUCAGAAACAACUUCCAGAAUAUUCUGCUGGCCAUCAUGCUUUCCGCUACCCUGGCCAUCCCCUUCUGGCAGUGGUUUCUCACUCGCUUUGGGAAAAAGACGGCAGUUUACACUGGCACCUUGUCUGUGGUCCCCUUCAUGGUCCUGGUGGUGUGUAUUAAGAGCAACCUUAUUGUUACCUACGUCGUCUCCUUUGCAUCUGGGGUCGGAGUGGCCGCAGCCUUCCUGCUGCCCUGGUCCAUGCUGCCUGACGUUGUCGACGAUUUCCAAGUGCAAAACCCAGACUCCACUGGCCACGAAGCUCUUUUUUAUUCCUUCUACGUUUUCUUCACCAAGUUCGCCUCUGGAGUUUCCCUGGGCAUCUCCACUCUCAGUUUAGAUUUCGCAGGCUACAUCACCAGAGGCUGCUCGCAACCAGAGGAAGUGCAUUUGACCUUGAAAAUACUGGUUUCCGCUGCCCCCAUCGCUCUCAUCAUCAUCGGCCUGGUCAUAUUGUACUUUUAUCCGAUCAAUGAGGAGAGGAGGCAAGGCAACCGUAAACUGCUACAGGAGCAGAGGGACAAUGAGACAGACUCAGAGACAGACUCAACAGAGCUUGCCAAUGUUGUCUAGGAUAAUUUUUGAAGACCCACGGACCAAUUGGGUGAUCGACUGGCAUUUUGCACUAGGCAGGACCAACGGACCCGGGCCUGUCGGAUCAUAUGAGACACUGCCUUGUCCAAUCGCGCUGCUGCAGCUCCACGUCUCCAAAAAUAUGGCUUCAGCCACACUGAGACCUUUGAAAAAACAAACAUCCUACCGUCCACAUUUGUGACGUUUUCUCAACAUGAAAUUCACUUCCCUCUUUCGUUCAGUUCAGAUCUCAAAAGCCUUACUAUUUGUAUAAACACACAACUUUUGAGUACAGUGGAAACAACCUCUUGUUAGAGGUUGGUCUCGAUUUCCAUUAAUACUGCACGAAACUAUGAAAUGUGAUGGGAUUAUGUUUUGUCAGCAUGGCCAUUAUUGGUGCUACUUGCUGGAACACUUUCCAUCCUCUUACAUACCACAACGAACACUAGUGACCUUGAGCACUGCGUUGAAAACAACUUCAUAGUAUAGAUGUAAACAUUGUAAGAACAUCAUAAGAAACUUGAACCAACAGUGAUAAUGCCUUAAUUUCAGCCCCUGUUUUGAGGGUUAAAAAUUCAUAACUGAUACACUUGUCAGUCACUUGCUCCCGAAGUCAUUGGCUUGUUGUGUAUUUUGAACAUGUUUAAAUGUGUUUUUGUAAUUUUUUACAGUUUCCCUUCAAAGUUUACCAAAACCAGUCAGCCAGUUUCCAUCUCAUUCCCAUCCCACUGGUUUUUUCUUUCUUUCUUUUUUUUUUGUGUUUUAAAAAAGCUGUAAUAAUGUGAUGUUGGAACUAGUAGCCAGACAGUAAUGGCUCAUUUUAGUUCCCCACCAUAAUAGUGAAACCACUACAUUAGUACAAGCAGUUAAUUUGCACACAUAACUGCAAUGUUUAUCCAGCAAUUGCAUUAUUUACAUUUUAUUCAUAGGCUUGCUACUGAAGACAGGAAAAGAUUCUUUUCUCUAAAUUUCCUUACUAUUUAGCAAAUCGGUUACUACAGCCGGUACUAAUUUAGUGAUAUCAUUAUUUAAAUAUUUAUUAGUUUUGAUUUUACUAGUUUUGUUUGCUGUAAAAGUCAUUAUUCUUGCAGUAUUUAAAUCUAUUUAAAGUCUGUAAGGUUUUUCCAACUGAAUUACAAUUUGAGGAAAGAUGGGAGUCAAAUUUUAAAUAAUUCACACGCCUUUUAAUGCAUGUUGCCAUUGCUACUGUCUUUGCUCCAUAUGCAUUCAAAAAGGGAAGCAUGUAAUUAUAAUUGUGGAGAAAAAAAGAAGAUUGGAAGAUGGGGAAGUGAACUUGUAGUCUCCCUUGGGUGUUUGUUUUUUUGUGAAUGUUUAUUUCUCCUUGUAUAUAGUAUGUGUGUUGAUGGAACAACCAGGAUGCUUUGUGAUCGUCUCAGUCCCUGUCACUAAAAUGAGGAUUGACAUAUUUCAUAUCUGUUGAUAUGGAAAUGUGUACACACAGUGUCAUAUGUUAUACAUACUGUUACAUCUUCGACAUGUUGUCUCUGAGUUGCCGAUGUGAAAAUGUUCAUAUUUGAUUCACUUUUUUCUUUUUCUUUUUUUGGAUUAAGUUUUCUCACUAGAGGUUCUUUGUAUCCUAAGUACUGGAUACUCUAAAUUGCCAAUAUGGUGCCAUCUUCAACACCAACCCUGUUAUAAUUGUACAUCUUGUAAAUCUCAUCCUGUUUUGUUUUGUCAGUGAACUUCUCUCAUGAUUCUUGAGGCUGUAGCCAAAUGUGUGAGCUUUAAAUCCCACAGGGACACACAGAAGCCUUGUGUACAUGCCUCCUGUGCAAAUGUAUAUACUGUAUGUAAACCUGUAAAUAUCUUUGAUAUUUGUGGCUGUAAGUGAAAUGAACGUAUGUACAUUGUACUGUAGUUAUUUAAGGAAAAGAUGUUGAGAUGGAGAAAGAUGUUGUUAAUAAAUACUAAUUACGUACUGUGACAGAA